Messenger RNA from Babesia bovis T2Bo, 841 nucleotides. RefSeq lists its product as uncharacterized. NCBI's taxonomy places the organism in Eukaryota, Apicomplexa, Aconoidasida, Piroplasmida, Babesiidae. The record is from RefSeq and is a predicted model, not a curated record. The transcript is spliced from 4 exons. The coding region runs from base 4 to 642 and encodes 212 amino acids.
GCGAUGAGUAACGUCGAAAAGUUCCAUGAGGCGAUGCGCCAAUACAUUGAAACCAAAGAGUUUCAUAAAAUAUCGCCGCAUGAUGCUGCUGAUGUGUUUGUUAAGUUGUUAGAAGGUCAUGGAAUCAAGGUUAUUGCCUCAGAUUUCGAUUCUACCAUGAUUGCUAAGCACUCAGGUGGAUUUUGUGACCCAAAGGAGGAUAUAGAUGUACUUUCAUCUGUAACAGCUCACUUUAAAGCGGUUGGUGAAAGGCUGAAAAAAUCGAAUAUUAAACUUGUUGUUGUCACCUUCUCGGAUGAUUCACACGUCAAGAAUCACCCUGUGUAUAUCAGCGGUGCGAGAAUGGUAAAGAAGGCACUUGAACAUAGCAAUUGUGCAGCCAAUAUAGAAAAGGUGUAUGACUUCUACCCUAGAUUCUGGUCGGAACCUUCACAAUACACACAACUGGGACUUGCAGCACCCAUGCCCAGGCACAAGGAAUACCACUUGAAUCAGGUUUGUCAUGAUUUCAACGUCCAAAUGAGCGAAAUUGUGCUUAUCGACGAUGACAUACAUAAUUGUAAAAACGCAAAAAAGAUUGGAGCUGCGGUGUUAUACGUUAAAGGUGCGGGGUUUGACCUUACAGAGGUUGACCUAAUUUGAACCUUGCGUAUAUUCUAGGUACGACAGCAUAACUGGCAAGAGCUCGCCAUCAAGCACUGUAUUCACUUCAACUGUCUCCCAGUUGGUGCGAUGGUCUUUAAAGCGUUGGUCAGGGCUAAGAAUGUAGCUACGCAUAUGACGGCCCCAAUCGGCCUCAACUUCCUCACCACGCAGCUCGUUGCACUUCUCACGUAGUUGU